AUGCACAAUUUUGAUUUGGAUGUACACCAUUUUCACUCUUUCGCUCUCUCUCUCUCUCUCUCUCUCUGUCUAUCUAUCUAUCCAUCUUUUAUCGUUCCCUUCCACUUGAUCUCUUUCCUACCUUCUCUCUGUAAUUCUGUUUCUAUCUAUCUAUCUAUCUAUCUAUCUAUCUAUCUAUCAGGCUGUAGAUUGAUAUCUAUGUGCCUCUUCCUCUCUUUGUCUCUUUUUAUCUAUCUUUCUCUAUAUACAUCUUUUAUCUCUCCCUCUCUAUAUAUCUAUCUAUUUCUCUUCUUCUCUGUAUACUUCGUUUUUUUUUUCCUUUUCUUUCUCAUCAUAUCUAUCUAUCUAUCUCAGUCUGGCCAUAUCUAUCUAUCUAUCUAUCUAUCUAUCUAUCUAUCUAUCUAUCUAUCUCAGUCUGGCCAUAUCUAUCUAUCUAUCUAUCUAUCUAUCUAUCUAAUGUAUGUAUGUCUGUCGAUUGAUAUCUGUAUAAUCGAAAAUACUUAG
Acanthosepion pharaonis is the source of this 504-nucleotide messenger RNA. Lineage: Eukaryota; Metazoa; Mollusca; Cephalopoda; Sepiida; Sepiidae. The record is from the annotation of a GenBank genome assembly.